Molecule: messenger RNA, 480 nt
Organism: Chlorocebus sabaeus (green monkey)
Lineage: Eukaryota; Metazoa; Chordata; Mammalia; Primates; Cercopithecidae
Source: RefSeq, a predicted model, not a curated record
AUGGUGUCAGAUGCUCUUUGGCUUUCCUCAGCAUCACCUAACCUGAAGAACCUGGAGGACUCUUGCUUGGGACCCUUCCCAGAAGAAGAAGUUGUCAAUCUUGUGUGUCUUAAAACAAGAAGAAGGAGAAGAAAGAGGACAGGAAGGAGAGGAAGGGGGAGAGGGGAGAAGAAAGAGAAAGAAAGAAAGAAAGAAAGAAAGAAAGAAAGAAAGAAAGAAAGAAAGAAAGAAAGAAAGAAAGAAAGAUUAAAAGUUGAACACAGAAGUUCUAAAUGUAAGAUAGAAGAAGGAGAGAAGAAAGAGAAAGAAAGAAAGAAAGAAAGAAAGAAAGAAAGAAAGAAAGAAAGAGAGAGAGAGAGAGAGAGAGAGAGAGAGAGAGAGAGAAAGAAAGAAAGAAAGAAAGGCCAAGCAUACAGAUUGAAAGAAAGAAAGAAAGAAAGAAAGAAAGAAAGAAAGAGAAAUAAAGAAAGGAAAGAAAGA